CGCAUGUCCGGAUACGAGUGCCUCAUGAGAUGGAGAACAACGGUAUGGACAUCGAUCAGACCUUCACAUGCUACAAAAGUCUACCACGGCCAGCGAGUCACCUUCCCACGAGCGACGAUCCCAACGAGAGGACGAGAUGACCGAAUCCAAGUUCAGAAUCGAGACCGAACGCCUCGUCCUCACCCACCUACAACCCUCUGUGUCGAGCCAUUGCGACUUCAUGGUCAAGCUCUGGAACACUAAAGAGUUUAUUGCUUCCACUGGUGGCAAACCAACCUCCAUCACCACCACCGAAGCGGCUCGAAAGCUCAUCGAGAAUCGCUUCCAGGCCGAAUAUGCACGCAAUGGGUACGGCACCUAUCUCGUCUCACUCAAGUCACCUCCAGGAAAUGAAUCCUCCGAGGCAAUUCCACCUCCACCUAGUGAAGAAGAACCCAUUGGUACCGUCUCGCUGACUCGCGGGGCACAUCCAACCGCCUACUCCGCACCGGAUCUGGGGUUUGCGAUUCUUCCGGACUAUAUGCGGAAGGGCUACGCUCGAGAAGCAGCGACAGGACUCUUGGCGUGGGCAGAGUCUGAAUUGCAUGUGUAUGAUGUGUUGGGCCUGUGUGAUCCUACGAACGAGGGUUCCAACGGCGUGUUCAGAAGUCUGGGCUUUGUCGAUCGAGGCGUGAGAACGCUCAAGGAGUUUGGAAAUGUUCAGGGCGCGGUGUGGGUGAAACCCGGGAUGGCGGAGGAUUUGUCGGUUUAUGGCCUGUAGAAUUUCCUCGCCAACAAACAAACGGGGAGAUUUCGGUAGUAGUAGUACUAGUAGUAGUAGUAGUAGGAGAGAGAGAGAGAGAGAGAGAGAGAGAGAGAGAGAGAGAGAGAGAG
This is a messenger RNA of Sphaerulina musiva SO2202, 873 nucleotides long. Its product is annotated as acyl-CoA N-acyltransferase. Gene Ontology annotation, molecular function: acyltransferase activity, transferring groups other than amino-acyl groups. NCBI's taxonomy places the organism in Eukaryota, Fungi, Ascomycota, Dothideomycetes, Mycosphaerellales, Mycosphaerellaceae. The record is from RefSeq and is a predicted model, not a curated record. The transcript has a single exon. The coding region runs from base 68 to 760 and encodes 230 amino acids.